AUGGUGCCGCGCGCAACAGUCGCGACACGCCCGGAGGUGCAGGCCCGCUGCACGGGAGGGUUGCGCCCAGUUCCCGCCCGCUUUCUACUUGAGCCGCAGCCAGUCUGGUUUCCUCCUGCCAUUGGCAACACGCCCUUGACCUCCAGCCAGCUCCAAGGCGGUGUGGGAGGACUCUGCGAAACGCCAACUGGUAUCCUUCACGGGUAUCCCAGCAGACACUUCAUCUCCGCUUUUCCGUGCAAAUUGAAAUUCAAGGAAACAUUCAUUUGUAAAAAGCUCGCGCGGGCCGUUUGUCCCAGUAAGCAGGAAAUUCACAGGAGGUCUGCUCGGCUCAGAAACACUAAAUACAAAUCUGCUCCAGCUGCUGAAAAGAAAGUUUCCACUAAAGGAAAAGGAAGAAGACAUAUUUUCAAGUUAAAAAAUCCCAUCAAAGCUCCUGAGUCAGUUUCUACCAUAAUCACUGCAGAAUCAAUCUUCUACAAGGGAGUAUAUUACCAAAUUGGUGAUGUUGUUUCUGUGAUUGAUGAACAGGAUGGAAAGCCCUACUAUGCUCAGAUCAGGGGUUUUAUUCAGGACCAGUACUGCGAGAAGAGUGCGGCGCUGACGUGGCUCAUUCCCACUCUCUCUAGCCCCCGAGACCAAUUUGACCCUGCCUCCUAUAUCAUAGGGCCAGAGGAAGAUCUUCCAAGGAAGAUGGAAUACUUGGAAUUUGUUUGUCAUGCACCUUCUGAGUAUUUCAAGUCACGAUCCUCACCGUUUCCUACAGUUCCCACCAGACCAGAGAAGGGCUAUAUAUGGACUCAUGUUGGACCUACUCCUGCAAUAACUAUUAAGGAGACUGUUGCCAACCAUUUGUAGUUUAUACAUUUAAACAGGAGUUCCAGUGGUCUUCUAUUCAUACUACUACAAGACAUGCUACAUAUUUCUUUAAUGAAAUUCUUAGUUGGAAGAGUGACUAAAAAAGUUUUUCCUACUACCCAGUAACAUUGUUUAUUAGUAGUCACUUAGAAAAUUAAAAGGGAUAGAAAGGAAUGAAAUAUAUUUUGAAUUUAAACACUGUAUUAUAUUCUGGAUAUGUCUUCCAGGCAAAAGCUGUAGGAGGAGACCAUUAGGUACAGGUAGUCUAUUUUUCUCCAUAUUUUAUUUCUGGAAGCUCAAAAUGGAUUGUAUUUUUCUACAAGAAAAAAUAUUAAGGGUUGGGUUUCUGACCAAAGGCUUCAUAAGUAAAAUUUAACUGACCAUCAGUAUCAGUCAUGAAGCCACACAAACCUUAUUUUCUCAUCUAGAAAAUGCUAUGACAGACUUAUGCUGCUUCAGCCAUAAGGAAAGUGUUUCAUGGAUGACUUGAUUAGCCCAAGCUUUAUUAGACUUUCAUCUACUUCUUCUGUAGCAAACUGGCACUCGUUGAUCCCCAAACUGGUCUUAAUAGCACUGUUUACUAUUUCUUAGUCCAGAUGAGGCUCCCAGUCAAACCAUAGGAUUUUAUCAUGCAGUCAGCCUUACCAAAGCCAAGUAAAAAACCUUAGGCCUCACUUGAGUUUCUUGACUACCAUGCGAAUGAUGAUUGGCCAGUCAUAAACGUGAUUAAUAGGUCAUUAGCAUUGAUGUCUUAAAGUCCACCCCAAGGUCAAGCCACCUGCAGUGGACCCGUAAUCCAGACCGUCCUAGAAGCUUGUCUUAGCUGGGAAGGUCUGUUGUAUAUGUAAUUGUCCAGAAUUCAGGUGCAAGUCUUACUUCAGGUACAGCCAGUUAAGGGAGAAGCAUGUAAAAAUAGGGCAGGAAUGGGGUGACACCCUUGCCUCUUCUGUCCUGAUGUAACCAGCAUUUUUCAACUCUAGGAAAAUUAGUCAGAAUCUGAGUUGAUACAGUGAUUUUGAGCUGUAGCAAUUUUAACUCUUGACCUUUUUCUACACAGUUCAUUUGUGAGUUUAAGAAGCAGUGUUAAAUAGCUCCAUGUCCAUAAUUUAUCUCUUUAUUUAAAACUGCUAUGUAGUACGAUUGUAAAUAACAUUGUAAAUAACUUUCUAAAUGCUAUUGUUCAAACUUUUGCAUUAAAAUGUACUUUUCACUGAUGUA
Carlito syrichta (Philippine tarsier) is the source of this 2076-nucleotide messenger RNA. It is a transcript of the gene GATAD1, whose product is annotated as GATA zinc finger domain containing 1. The record is from RefSeq and is a predicted model, not a curated record. Gene Ontology annotation, cellular component: nucleus. Gene Ontology annotation, biological process: chromatin organization. Bases 1 to 858 code for a protein of 285 amino acids. Lineage: Eukaryota; Metazoa; Chordata; Mammalia; Primates; Tarsiidae. The transcript is spliced from 5 exons.